AUGCGCCAAUAUAUACGGUGUCAACCCGUACUCGUCAUCAGACCUACCAACCGUGCCUGGGCUAUGAAUACCAGUAGGCGCCUCCGUCUCGGGAUCAGCACCCAGGCUACUGUGGCUCCUGGCGUCGGCAUCCCCAGCGAUGCUCCUGUCAACUCUCCCACCGGCGUUGGCAAUGUUCAUCCACCUGUCGCUCAUACCAAUGUCCGCCUGCCCGGCCCCUCAGUCAAUGUCCCUGGCGCCGCCGAUCCCAUUGAUUUCUGCGGCAACCGAGGCCUCUCCACUGUAGUCUUGUCUUUGUGA
This is a messenger RNA of Aureobasidium namibiae CBS 147.97, 300 nucleotides long. RefSeq lists its product as uncharacterized. The transcript has a single exon. The record is from RefSeq and is a predicted model, not a curated record. The coding region runs from base 1 to 300 and encodes 99 amino acids. NCBI's taxonomy places the organism in Eukaryota, Fungi, Ascomycota, Dothideomycetes, Dothideales, Saccotheciaceae.